Messenger RNA from Diachasmimorpha longicaudata, 3390 nucleotides. RefSeq names its product very long chain fatty acid elongase AAEL008004-like. Gene Ontology annotation, molecular function: fatty acid elongase activity. The transcript has 6 exons. Bases 642 to 1607 code for a protein of 321 amino acids. Gene Ontology annotation, cellular component: endoplasmic reticulum membrane. The record is from RefSeq and is a predicted model, not a curated record. Gene Ontology annotation, biological process: sphingolipid biosynthetic process; very long-chain fatty acid biosynthetic process; fatty acid elongation, saturated fatty acid. Lineage: Eukaryota; Metazoa; Arthropoda; Insecta; Hymenoptera; Braconidae.
CCCUGGUGAAAACGUCAGUUGUAAAAAUCAUAAAUGUUGCUUGAAAAAUUUGAAUAGGUGAAAUUCCCGGUUGAAACGUAAACCAACGGUCGGUUAUAUGUGCAAAAAGCUCACCGUUUCAAAUCGCAGGGUUGAAUUUCCUUGUAACCCCGCUAAAGCGCUGUUGUUCGCCGUCAAGCGCGGCGAUAUUACCAUUUGGCCAUUUGUAGCGUCGUCCAGUCGGAUUAGAGAGCCAAAGUGGGGCUGUGCCCGCCAGUGCCCACGAUACACUCCACUUACCCCUCGAUCACUCCAAAGACAUCUGAAAAAAAAAAAAAAACCAGCAAAAUUGUGACAUUUUUUUAUUCCAGUAUUAAAUCAUCAAUACAAAAUAACGCCAAACAAUUCAUCAAGAAUCACACGGACAGAACCCAUAAAUUGGCUUAUGUGUACGGAUAGGUGACAGUGCGACUGAAAAUUUAUUUAUCAUUUAAAAUUAAUUUUUUAUCGUGAAGCAAUAAAACGUGCUGACAGUGUCAAGAUUUAACAAGCAAAAAUCUUCAGUUACAAUAUUAAUCAUAAAUAAAUAGUCAACGGGGAAAAGAGGCGGAAGCAGGUGGGUGUAGUCGACCCUAGCGCGUGGGUGAAUCAUCGCGGCAAAAAUGACGACCAUAGUAGCUAAUUUGAUACAUGGAUACAGGGACCUCAUGGACAACAGAUCCGAUCCCAGAGUGGCCCACUGGGCAAUGAUGAGCAGUCCUCUACCAACAAUGGCAAUAUGCAUAUCAUAUGCCUAUUUUAGCCGAGUCAUUGGCCCAAGAAUGAUGGAGAAUCGUAAACCAUUCAAUUUGCGGAGGAUACUCAUUGUCUAUAACUUGAUCCAGACAGUAUUUUCUUCGUGGAUUUUUUACGAGUUUUUGAUGAGCGGAUGGGCGAAAGGUUACAGCUUUCGGUGCCAACCGGUCGACUACUCAAAUAAUCCUUUAGCCCUAAGAAUGGCCGGCACGUGUUGGUGGUACUAUUUCAGUAAAUUCACUGAAUUCUUCGAUACCUUAUUCUUCAUCCUGAGGAAAAAAAAUCAACAAGUCUCGACACUCCAUGUUAUCCAUCACGGAGUGAUGCCAUUCUCUGUCUGGAUGGGGCUCAAAUUCGCACCAGGCGGUCAUAGUACAUUUUUCUCAUUAUUAAAUACAUUUGUACACAUUAUUAUGUAUUUUUACUAUAUGGUCGCUGCCAUGGGUCCGGAGUAUCAAAAGUACAUUUGGUGGAAGAAGUAUCUUACUUCGUUCCAAAUGGUGCAAUUCGUCCUGAUAAUGGGCCACCAGUUUCAGCUCCUAUUCACCGAGUGUAACUAUCCUCGCAGCUUCAUGAUCUGGAUUGGUCUACAUGGUGUUCUAUUCCUCGGUCUAUUCUCCGAUUUUUACAAACAGAAAUAUAUCGGCCAGGAUGCUAAGCGUCGUCAAAACCCCGGUGCUUGUAUGCCAGUUCUCGAAGAGAGUGAAACAAAUUUAAAGCAAAAUGGUGUUUCAACAUAUACAACCAUCUACAAUAAGGAGUACAACAGUUGCUACAGCAAUGGCACAAACAAUGGCUACGUUGCCAACAACAAUGAGAAGAAAUUGGCUUAAUACUACUGACAAUUUCCUCAUUUUUUUCAUUAAUUAAUGAUUUUUUUUUUCAUUUCCUUUUUAUUCUUUCACUGAAGGAAUAAUCGAAAUGAAAUAAAAAGGCAAAUGGAGGAGAAUUUAAGACUAAGGGAAAUAUAGCGAUCAGUCGUAAAUUUCUUCCUUGCCUCCAUUUAUAAAUCAUGAUUGAUGUUUUUUUAUGCGCUUUAAUCACGCUACGACAUUGAUGCGUGUCUGAUAGCCCCCUGGCAACAUCAAGAGGACUUACUCUCUUUCUCAUUUUGUUGUUCCAAAGGACAAAUUUUCAUGGGUGAAUGCUGAGUGAAUGAUCUAAACGUGUUUAUAUAUAUUUUUUUCUUUUUUUUUUUCAUGAAAUGAUGUGUGAGCCUGUGAAACAGAGGGAUUUAACGUUUUCAUCGAUAUUGAGAAUAUAGUAUUUAUAUCAUUUAGAUGAAUGUAAAAUAUUAUUUGGAUUUAUUCAUUGAUAUGACAAACUAUGAGAUGCGGCGAAAAAUUUAAUGAAAUUAUGAUGCAGUCUUGGACGGUUGUUGUCGCUUUGAAAUGGUUGAAACUGAGGAAAUUAAUAAUUUAUGAAAAAUAAUAUGAAUUUGUAACGAUUGGGUAAUUAAUUAGUGAAGGUGAUAAAACAUGGUCAGUGACAUAUUAUGGGGGAGUUUAGAGGGAAAUGUUGAUAUAUUUAUCUCUAUAUUUCCUACUGAAGUCUAUCAUCGAUGAAAUAAUUCGUCAUUACAUUUUGUACAUACGAUAUUGAGACUUUAACUGUUUUAUCACUUUCUCUUGUCAAAUAGAGGAAUUAUCAAGCAUUGAGCUUGAUUGGUUGAUGGUCUUCGACGAUACAUAUGAAUUGGCGAAUCGAGGUUGCGAUGAUUUUUUUUUAUGUGAAAAUGAAAUGAACAACACGAGUGAGUUGAAAUAUUGAAAUAACGCACAAGUAACAGUUGACGAUGAGGAUCUAAUUCGAUGGGGAUUUCAGUCUUUGUUCGUCGUAGGAUUUUGAUUAUUGUAAAAUUGUUCCGAAUGUGUUCAAUGCUUCGGUGGUUGUUAAACGCUUUAGCAAUGACUAUUCGUAAACAUCAUCGAAUAAUAAUAAUUAAAUUAAGGAUGAAAAAUCAAUUGGGAGGAAAAAAUUGUGGAUAAGAAUGAAUUGAAUAUGAAAUGUCUUUUCAUGAUUGAUUUAUCUCCAUAGUUAUAAUCAAUUCAUGAAUUAGAUUGCUAUAACCGUGCCUCGAUUCGCGAAUCAGGUCAUUCACCUGAUAUUUUGCGAAAUUUAAUUAACAUUCAAUUUUUAAAUAUCUCCAUGGCUUCGCUUUUGUGAUUAUUUCUGUAAACAUUUCAAUGCAUUUCAAUCUGCAAAUCGAUUACCCACUAUUAUUUGCUUUAUUGGUGGAUUUGUUGAAAGUAUUUAACGACCGAUGAUGCAAUUUUUAUCCAUCAUUUUACUGCUGAUUUCUUGAAUAACUAAUAAUUCAAGGAAUUAGGGGUUUCAAAAAACUGAAACCAUCCUUUCGUAUAGCUUUCUUUUUCAUCUUUCUGAUUUUCUUUUACGUUAAACGCUAUAUUGAGACGAAAUUUAGGGCAUCUUAAUUAAGGUCAUUAACAAUUUUCUACCAAAAUGUGCGUGUGAGUGUGCAGAGAUAUGCAAUAAAUGAAUGAGAAAGAUGUUUGCGUUAUUUCAAUGUGAAAUUUAUGUUCUCCUAAAAAUGAGUCGUUAAUUUUGAUGAGAUAUUAAGUGAAAUAAAGAAAUAAAAAAUGUCAUUUUUUAAAA